GAAAUACCGCAUAACCCCGUUGACUGAACUGUGCACACAACCGUACCGGUAACUGGUGUAAACAAUUUAUUGAAUGUGAAGCGAGCUUCUGCACAUUUUGCUUCCAAGAUCGAGAAACUCAAUGGCUAGCGACGUCACAGACGUGUGUAAGAAAUUACAGGGAGUGCAGCUUCAGCUGAGUCUGGUGCUGACCAGGAAUGAAGAUGUCCUCAAGCACUUGGAAGAAGUAGAGAAGAUUUUCUUGAAGAGUGGCUCCUCAGCUGACACGGAACAUUUCACCAAGAGUAUCCGGCAAUCCAGACAUAUCAGUAGCAAGCUGGAGGAGAGCAUUCAGACACAAUGCACCUCUAUCGGACAGGCCGUCUCAGAACUGGAGCAGAGGAGAGCAGAUGCAGAAGAACAAAGCACUGGAAGCAGUACACCCAGGAAAGACAGACGCAGGUCAUCUGAAGGUGACAAGAUGUCGAGCCUGGAGUUCCAACUCAAGUCUCAACUAAACCACAAUGUCCUCCUCCACAAGGAGAAGGCAGAGCUGGAGACGAGACUCAAGGAGCACAUGGAGACCCUCAAGGAGUCUGGAAAGCAGGCUGACAAACUGGAUGAGGACAUCGUGGAGACCAAGAAACAGAUGAAGAGUCUUCUGGACAUGUUUGAAGGGAAAGCAAUAGAGGCUGAAAAUAGAAUUGGUGAACUGCGUGAAGCAAUGGAGAGGACACAGGAGAAAGCAAGGCAGUACCAAGCCAUGUAUGAGGCUGAGAAGGAGACUAAUUACAAGCUAGAGAAGGAGCACAAGGAGGCUGGAGAAAGGACCAGGGUCAAGAUGGAGAAUGGGGAUGAUGAGGGUGAUGGACUUGGACCGGUCUUAGUAUCAAGAUCUCAGACGUCGUCGGCGAAGAGAGCAAAGUCAACGCCAAUUGACCCAUAUCACAUUGUCCCUCAGUACCAGUGUGUUGUGGAAGAGAACAAGGUUCUAAAAGCAGAAGUAGAUAGAUUACUGAAUGAUAAUGUACAUCUAAUCAAGAAGAGUAAGCAAGCACAGAGGGACAUUGAAACCAUUCAGAACCAUGUUGCAACCUGUUCAGGACAGAGGGAUGAGUUGAGGAGAAGACUGAAGAAAGAACAGGAUGAUAAACGGAAGCUUUCCUCAUCAAUGACGAGGCAAGCAUCAGAUUGGAUUACGCAGAAGAAGAUGGUGAAAGACAUAGAACAUUAUAGUAAAGCUGGCAAGAUUCAACCAGAGUCUACAUUAUCAGCCAGUGCACGCUAUAGAAGCCAUCCACUCAAAGUCAACGAAGACAAACCCAGAAACAUUCCAGUAGAGAGUUGGUCAUCUGAAAACCCGCUUAGAGCUGUAUGAGAGAGAGAGAGAGAUGCAUGGUCCUUUUAGAAUCCUAGCCCCUUCUGUGCCACUAAAUUGAACAAUUUGUCAUGAAUGUCACAGAUGCCACAUAAAUGAAUGAUUGUCAUGACAUUUCAGCUGUUAUAAGUAUGUCUAAAACCUUGUUCACAUAUGCAGCAGUAAACUGCAGCCUUUUUUUAACAUUUCCCAUCUUAUAGCACAGAGCAAAGUGAAUGUGCAUAGAUCCUUUGGUGCAUUCAGUUACCAUUCAUUUACACUUAAAAAAAGACACAGUACUGGUAGUUUACUGUGUUAUAUAUAAACAGGCCUUUGAAAUACUAAUUUCAUUUUUCAAUUUGGUUUAAAAUACAUUCCAUGGGAAUAUACUUCCUGAUCAGGCUAUGUGGCACACUUCUUGGGCAGACUUUAGUGCCCAUGGCAUGGAAGAGCUUUUUGCAUGAACCAAAACUACUCGCACUCUUCAAUUUGUGAAAUCUAAAUUUUGCACAAUUGGAAGUUGUAAGUGUAUGGAUGAUCAAACUGCCAGAAUAUAAAUACAGAGAGAUCUGUUCACAUAUUCCCAGGUCUGAUUUUCAUUUUUAUGUACAUGUACAUGUUAUAAUAUUACGAACCAGAGCAAAAUAACACUGAGUUCCUAUAGGAAAUCUAUUUAUUCAGAAGGUCGUAUCUCAGCCAAUACUUAACAUAUUCAAUUGGUUUUUGACAUUUGAACAUUAUUUUUGAUGCUCUUUUAGAAAAUGAAGAAAAAAUUGAGAAAUUCUAAAAAUAACUUAUUAUGAUGUCACAGUUUUGGUAUUCUAUAAUGUUUACUGUUUGAUAUCCAUCUUGUAAUCACUUCAACUGCAGUAUUUUGUUCUAUGCAUAUGAUUUGAACAUUGCGUAGCGUGAGUCCACCCAUUGAGAGGGCACAGGAACGCUGGAGGGGAGGGGGUGGGGGAGGCGCUUUAAUCUGACUCGGAAAAUGAAAUGCAAAUUUACAAUGCUACUGAUUAGGGGGAUGAUGUAGGAUGAGGUUCAGGCAUCUUUGCCUUCUUCCCUUCUCCACAUCCCUAUCUCUCUUUUCUCAUACAGUGUAUUUUGUUGCUGUUUAAAAAAAAAAAAAAAUUAUUAAGGGGGUGUGUCCCCUGUAGCUAUGCCACUAGAUUGGAAUGCGUUGCAGGGUGAAGUUAAGUUUAAUCUUAGCUAAGGAACCAUCCCUAAAAUGUAAGUCCAUUGUAUGUAAUCACAAUUGACAUAAAUGUCAUUACAGGGGUUUAUGAGUUGGAAAAAUUGAAAAGAUGUGUAGUUAUUUGUUUAGCUGGAAUACUUCUCCCAAAACAUAUUUGUAAAAGUGUAGUGAACCCGAAAAAGACUUGAAAAUCAACCUUUUCAGCUAAUUUCAAUAGCCUCAUGCUUCACUUUUGUAAUUUGCAAACAUUACAGAGCAAUGCGAGGUGAAGCAUAUAUGAUUUCACAGGCUAUUCAAUAAGGUUUUGAAGUUGCCUUUGAGUAUAUUUCUUUAAAGGCUUUUUGAUUGUGUUAGCAACAGAGUGUAUAUCAGUGUUUGCUGGAAAAUAAUCCAAUUAAGACGUUAAAACUCAAAAAAUGAAGCAGAUGUGGAUUUGCUUGUUCAUGGAGUGUCCCUCCCUUCUGUUAUCAUUACAUCCUGAGUUAGUCAGAUGUUGACAGUACCCUUAAAGCCAUCUUUCCUACUCGGUAUUACUCUCUUUUGAAAUCAUAUGUCUCAUACUCCCCUGCAGCCCUUGUCUGGCUCUGUAAGAUAGCUAAGAAUAUGCUUCAUUUGAUCAAUGCAAGGCUGAAGUGUAUUACAUCGUUUGUUGUGAGCCAUAAGGGCAUUAAAGCUAUGUAAAAGUAUAUGAUUAGAUGCCAUUCUGGCUUUCAACAAACGAUAUACUCUAUCCCGCCAAUAAGAAAACUACACCACUUUAAUUUUGUAUGAAACAUUUAUCUUAAUUGUUUGUUGUAUAUAAUGAUGCCUACAAGUAUUGCGUUUGAAUGCAAUUAUGUAAAUGUUUGUUAUUUGAUGAAUUAUUGAGUAUUUUUAUAUGAGACAUUUAGAAUAAUUAUUGUUUCACACUGCAUCAUCAUCAAAGAGUGAUUGCCUUAUUAGUUAAAUGAGAUGAUUUCUCACAUGUGAUAGCAUGUACAUGAUUGUGACUUAUAUGAUCAAUGUAUCAUAGCAAAUGAUCGGUGUAUCAAAGUAUAUAUAUAUAUAUAUAUAUAUAUAUGUUGUUGUAAAUACUUAUUUAAGAAGCCUAAAGUAUUGUUUCACACUUAUUCAAAAUGUUUCCUACGUUUGCAUUGAAUUAUGUUUCUUUACUUGAAUAUUCCUUGUACAUUGUUGAUCCUAAAAAAUAAGUUAUUUUGGUGGUCUCACACCCAGGGAAGGGCGUAUUCUACCUCCUCUCUGCCCUUUUUGGGGGUCAAGGUGGAAUAAAGUCAUUAUUCAGGACAAAUCAAUCAGGUAAUUUAUUUUGGUAUCAUCCUUUAACAAAACAUUAUUAAAAUUUAAUCCUUUUUGAAAAUGAUAUUAUAUUGAUUGAUAAUAAAAAGAAAAAAACAUAUUGACCAUGGGAUAUAAUGAAUUUACAAAUUUAUCAACAAUUUUUGUUUCUUUUUAAUAACUGUGCCACCAGCAAGACUAUUAUGCAACAUACACAAGACAAACAAGUAUUACCUGUAACCGUCCUAUUUCUCUUUGAACAACUUAUUUUUUGUUCAUUGGUAUAUCAAAUCUGACCUUUGUGCUGAAUGUUUUAUGAAAUACAUGUACAUUUGUAUUGAUAUGUUUCACCUCCGAUUCAUUUCUUUUGGUAUUUUAUUUUGAUUUGAUUUUUGAGAAUAAAAAAAUGUUCUGUAACAAUGUGAA
Molecule: messenger RNA, 4229 nt
Organism: Strongylocentrotus purpuratus (purple sea urchin)
Lineage: Eukaryota; Metazoa; Echinodermata; Echinoidea; Camarodonta; Strongylocentrotidae
Product: centrosomal protein of 128 kDa
Exons: 11
Coding region: 122-1357 (411 amino acids)
Source: RefSeq, a predicted model, not a curated record